AAAUAAAGACAAGGAAGAGAAGAGGAGAUUACGAUUAACUUUAUAGUUAUAUGAUUGUUGUGUCCCAAAUAAAUUGUUUCGUGUGAAAGUUGUAUUUUAUAAAUAGUCCCCAAAACAAUUUACAUGGUUACUUUCGACCUUAUCAGUCACAAUGUGGGAAUCGCCAUACUUGACUUGUUUGUUUCUGUACAUAUUUUCUUUUCAAAUUAUCGCAACUAACUCUCGUACUUCAAAUAUUUGGAAAUUAGAUGUCGAAGAAGGACAAAUUGUUGAUGGUAAUACAUUAUCUCAGGAUGAAUCAGAUAAAGCAAAAAUUACUGAAGAAGAUGAUAUAUUCAGUAUAAUAACUUCAACUGUUUAUUAUGGUAAUACAUGGACGAAACAUGGCUUUGAUAUGUUCUGCACUGAUUGCCAGAUGUUUGAACAGCAAAGGGCUAGUGGAGAAAAUGGUGAGGAAACUUCUCCAUCCGAAACCAAUGGUAGUGAUAUUGAUGAUGAAUACUUGGACUGUGGAAAAGCUGUUAACUUUACAUAUUAUGACAACCUAGUUGGGGUAGCGAGGCGCCACCGGCACCCCAAUGUACCCGAACCCCAGGUUGCCCUUAUUUUCACAAAGAAAAAGUCAUACAAAAAUGGUGUGACAGAACUAGAUAUAAAUGCAUUAGAAAAACGUCUCAAAAAGGCUAAAAGAGAAAAACCAAAGUCAGUGCAGCUCUACAAUCAGAUUGGUAACUUCUGGAGAAUCAAAGGUGAUACAAGACAGUCCAUCGAGUGCUUCCGGCGAGCGCUAGCUGUUUCACCUUAUAACGCUGAAGUGUUGCUAAAUCUAGCACGCGUGCUCUUCACGCUGCAGUACUUGGACGAUGCGAUCUUCCUCACGCGUCGCUCCUUGGAGGUGCAGCCGCCGGAUCGCAGUACUUGGCAGCAGUACUUUACAUUGGGCGAGAUAUUCAAAGCUUAUGGACAUUAUCAGGAGGCAGCAGUGCACCUAAAACAUGCACUUGAUCUGCGACCUGACUUUGAACCCGCGCUGGUCGCGCUGAAAGACAUCGAGAACAUACCCGAAGCCUCAGUGCACGUGUAUACGCUCCUCAUAAUUGUUUGUUUGGUAAUGGGCGUGCUGCUAGUGAUACUGUCGUCGGUGGACAGCGGCGGCGACGCGGACGAGCACAAGACGCAGCGGCACUUCAACCGCGCCAUGGCCAUGCGCUCCCUGCGCGGCGUCGCGCUGCCCGGCGCGCGCGGCCGCAAGAAAGGAGGCUCGUAAGCACCGAGACCACGCGAGCCUGAGUUUACUACCUCUGCAAGUACCGUUCGAUUCAUACGUUCCUAUUCGAACCACGAAUUCACGACCACUGCAUUCGAUACGGACCUCAGACGACCACGACCCGAAGGUCGUAUACGUUGUCCCGUUGGUUCGUGUCUGUGAUUCGUGGUUCAUUAAGCUUCGAAUUCGUUUUCGAUUUCAAAACUAAAUGUAUACCAAAUGGUUUGCCGCCAAUUGCAUUCGAUCUGGAACUUAGUGUACCGCGAGCCAAAGGUUCGCAAUCACUGUCUGUUCGGUUGUUUCACGUCUGUGAUUCGGGGUUCAUGAUAAAUUUUCGAUUUCAGUCUUAUGUAAUUCCAAUUUUGAAUAUGUUUUUAGAUGUUUGCAAAUGUUGUGGCUCAAGUUAAAAUUUUCCUUUAUUUCAUUUAUUCUUGGUUUUUUGGCCAUAAUAACUACACGGUUCACGAAUCAUGAUAUCCGUGUGUGACAGUACUUACUGAUGAAUGCUCAAAUUAUUUAUUCUUUUUUUUUUAAUUAAUUUUUAACGACAUAGUUUUACUUAUGCAAGACAAAAUUUGAAACAUUUGUUAUUUCUAAAAUUUUGAGAUUGCCGUGUUCUAAAAUUGAGAAGUUUAUAGCAAAAUCUUCUUGAACGUAUGUACGUGAGUGUUGCAUGUUAUUAUAAAUGUGUUAUUAAUUAAUUAAUAUGUCAUUUACGUACCUAUUUUAGCCCAUUAAUGUCCGUGGGCUGAUAAAAACUAGUACAAAUAAUAUUGUUAAUGUGUUCCACGAUGUGCCUAAAGUAAAAUCAAAGUACGUCUUUGCGGCAGUGCGUACGCAAAUGUUCUUUUUUUAUUACUAACAAAAAAUAAAGAAUGCAAGAAAUUUAAAUACUACUUCAUUUGUACUUGUAACACUAUUAAAUUUGCAACUUCAAUGAAAUAUAUUAAACAAUACGUUUUGUUAAGAAAAUAUGGUAAAUAAGGAAUGGUAGUUGAAGAAGCAUUUUUAGGGAUGUUAUUCUCUACAUAUUUCCAUUCGAUUAUUUUUCUUCCGUUACUUUUAAAUCUUUUUUCCAAUAUACACAAAAUCAAUGUUAAUGUUUUCCAAUUGCUCAGACCAUAAACGUUGUAUAUAAUAUUGUUAUUUUUUUUUAGAUUUAUUCGUAAUUUUUAGUUAAUGUUGUGAAAUUCGAACUAUUGUUUUUUUUUACUUGUAAGAGAUUCUAAACUCAGGCUAAUUAACAACGUACAACAUUUAAUCGCUUGCCGAGCGCAAAUAUAAGUAACGUGAAAGCUAAAGUGUUACUAUUUCUAGUGUUAUUCGCUAUUAAUACCCAACGGCGAGCACUAACGCGUGUUAGUACUGUUCUGUUAAAUCUUCAUUUAAUUUUUUAUAACAUAAAUAACCCCUACUAUUUAAAUAUAACAUUACACCUUGCAGAAAUUAUGCGAACUCAAGAAUAUCAUUUUUAUUAUUCCAUGAAAGUAAUUUAACAAUAGUAACAGUAUGAUCGAAAUUAAUAUUACAAUAAAUAUGGCGUUGCCAUUAUAUCGACAAAAUGUGUCGCAUAAGCCAAUUGACAUUAAAAAAAAAACUUUUGUUUGUCGAUCAAAUUUUCGUUACUAGGUGGGAAUAUGAAAAAAAAAACUAGUACUGUGAAUACAACUGGGUUUAUUAUUGCACGGUGUAACGUUUAUUGUAUUUUUACUAAUUUCAAUAACUGUGUUGUGAUUUAACGAUAGAUGCUAUGACAAAACCGUUACGACAGGUUGUUUUAACCGCGAUAUUUAAUGGAACAGUACUAGCAAACAGAGGCUAAAUGGCUUAUGUACAAAUAAUCUUUAUAUGAUACCGACCGAUAUGGUCUUGCCAUAUCCGAUUUGAUCUCCGCUUUGUAGUCUUCAACACCUCGAGGUAAAUCGUACCCAAAGUGGUAUUCCUUUUAGCAGUACAAUGAUCAGUGUUAAGUUCUACCAACAUUACACAAUUUAUUUAUACAUUGACAUUAUCAUUUACAUAUUAUUGUAAGAUCAAUUACAAUAUAUUUGUAGAGUAGUUCAUCCUAUUUAAAGAUAAUUUCGAAUGGAUAAGCUCGAUUUUGGUAUUGUUAUUAAAACUGCUACGUACAAAGGAAACAAUGAGAAACAUAAUGUAGAGGAAGACUCAAACCGUUUUGGCUCGCCAGUCUUGCAAAUGAGCGUUAUACUGCAACCUAGUCAUUCACUUAGACAAGUUUGGUCUACGGAACCGUGUGUAUUUCUUAGUAGUGCAUGCAAGUAACUUGUUAAGUGUUCGUAGCGUCUAAGGAUUUUAAAGUUGCAAGUCUUAAUAAUCUGAGAUUGGAAAAAAAUGUACCUGUUUUCAGUGGUCUUUUGUUAAUUUUUGACUAUUUAUUACUUAAUACAUGAUUGUCUUAGCAUC
Molecule: messenger RNA, 3691 nt
Organism: Vanessa atalanta (red admiral)
Lineage: Eukaryota; Metazoa; Arthropoda; Insecta; Lepidoptera; Nymphalidae
Exons: 7
Coding region: 152-1267 (371 amino acids)
Biological process (GO): actin filament polymerization
Cellular component (GO): cytoplasm; actin cytoskeleton
Molecular function (GO): protein binding
Source: RefSeq, a predicted model, not a curated record